CCACGUUAGCAGCUUCCCGGGCGGGUUCGCCACCGCCAAGUUAAGGCAGAAACGAGAGCUCGGUUCGGCUGCGCGGUCCGGUCCACUCGCCCAGGAAAGGAACGCGAAGGGAAUGACUGCUGGUCGCGAAUGAAGGCUCGCAUUGUCACGCGUUCACGAAAAUCGCUCCUCCUGCUGACUUUUUAUUUUUUUUUUUUUUGCGGAUGUUCCGACGUUCGUGGCCGUGGUUCUCACGGUUGAUGUCGUGUCUGCGACCGUGCGCUUCCCUGCCGAGCGGAAGACUUUUGUGCACGGCGGCGACGAAGGAGGGAAGCGCGCCGGACAUGGCGGAAGGAAAUCCUCUGUUGCACGUGUCAAACGUGCGAAACAGGCUGAGAGAAAUCGUGGGAGCUUCCACCAACUGGAGGUACGCAAACAAGCAAAAUCAAUCUUUGAAGGAACUUUGGUGGGUUAGCGCAUUGACGGCUCGCGCUUUGCGUUUGGCGUCCGACGCGCGACCUCGUUCGCCGGUUCCCUGUGGUGGCAGCGACCACCGGCGGGCCAUGUCGGAACGCGCGUCGCUGUCGUCGGAGUUGGCCCGCUCGCAGAGCGACCUCCCGGCCCGGCGCAUGAAGGACAGCCUCCUGGAGGUCCACCUCCCUCUGGGCUCGCAGCCGCAACUGCGGGAGAAGUACCUCACCUUCCACAACAGCGUCAGGUUCGGCCGCAUCCUGGAGGACUUGGACAGUUUGGCGGUGCUCAUCUCGUACUCGCACACUUGCAAUCCCGCCCUGAAGAGGUCGCCGUUGUCGAUCGUCACCGCCCUGGUGGACAAAAUAGGUGAGACGCGCGCACAAUGUCAAAUGAGCCCAGGGGUUGCGCUUCGCGACGGUCCGACGCCGAUGUCCGCAGACAUGAGGCAGCAGGUGAUCUACCCGGACUGCGACAUCAAGUUCACGGGUCACGUGACGUGGGUGGGCAAGACCUCCAUCGAAGCCAAGAUGCACAUGACGCAGUACCGCAACGGAGCUUACAGUCCGGUUCUGGACGCCACCUUCGUCAUGGUGGCCCGCGAUCCGGAGAACAAGAGAGCGGCUUUCGUGAAUCCCUUGAAACCCGACGGUCCCGAGGAGGAGGAACUCUUCAGGCAGGGCGAAGCCAACAAGUCCCGUCGCGUGGAGCUCAGCACCUCGUCCCUCCUGAAGGUGGCGCCCACGGCCGAGGAGAGGAACGUCGUCCACGCCCUCUUCCUCAACACGCUGGACGCCAAGACGGUGAGCUUCCGCGGUCGAGUGUUGCCUCCCGACUCGGUUUGGAUGGAGGACGCCAAAGUGAAGGGUCUGGAGAUCUGCCACCCGCAGGAGAGGAACAUCUUCAACAGGAUCUUCGGAGGCUUCCUGAUGAGGAAAGCGUACGAGCUGGCCUGGGCCAACGCCUCCGCCUUCGGGGGCUGCCGGCCCGCCCUGGUGGCCGUGGACGACAUCCUGUUCCAGAAACCCGUGGAGAUCGGAUCCCUGUUGCUGCUCUCCUCGCAGGUGUGCUACACGCAGGACAAUUACAUCCAGGUCAGAGUUCACAGCGAGGUCUUUGAGCCGCUGAGCCGCCAGCACAACACCACCAACGUCUUCCACUUCACCUUCGUGUCGGACCGCCGCGUCGUCGACGUCGUCCCGCGGACGUACGGAGAGGCCAUGUUGUAUCUGGAUGGGAAACGUCACUUUAACCACACGGUGGCGCUCUGACGGCCUGCAGCGGCACCCGAAGGGCCUUUGUGUGUGCGCCGUCGCCACGGGAACACGUUUGUUGUGACUUCCUGUCUGCCGACGUCACAGACGGCUCAAAGCCGCCAAGCGAGGUUGUCGUACUUCCGUGACGCCGAUCGUCUCGGAGCAUUUUGAAUGCAGCUAAAUAUUUUGAAAAGGUGCUUGAAGACGUUUGGCUUUUUUUUCAAGUUCAUCGCAACCUCGCUGACGUUCCGACCGGGCGCCAUUUUGUGUCCGGUGUCCGUCACGCCGGUCCUCCUGUCAAUUCCGAGUUCUUCUCGUCACAUUCUGAGUGUUUUUAUGUGCUGCUUUCAUGCAUCUUAUACGAUACUAUAUACUAUAUCUGAUAUUUUUUAUUGCUGUCACUUUGCUGGGCGUUUUUUUUUUGUUUUUUUUUCAUUCACAGUUUGAUGCAAUAAAUUUGAUUUGCAUUGA
Molecule: messenger RNA, 2177 nt
Organism: Syngnathoides biaculeatus (alligator pipefish)
Lineage: Eukaryota; Metazoa; Chordata; Actinopteri; Syngnathiformes; Syngnathidae
Product: acyl-coenzyme A thioesterase 9, mitochondrial-like
Exons: 14
Coding region: 204-1721 (505 amino acids)
Biological process (GO): acyl-CoA metabolic process
Cellular component (GO): mitochondrion
Molecular function (GO): fatty acyl-CoA hydrolase activity
Source: RefSeq, a predicted model, not a curated record